GACUCGACGCCGCACCCACUCACACUCCGACACACAGGCAGGCAGCACACCCGGCAGGCCGGAACCCCGUCGCCGGCCAGCCACCGUCGCGCACGACCGUCGGCUUAGCUCCCCCGUGCCGGGCCCGGCCACAUGCGGCGGCCGCAUCCCAGAUGUUGACCGCGACCCAGCCACUCCGCGGCGCCCUGCUCCUGCUCCUCGUCGCCGGCGUCGCGGGCGGGGCGCCGUCGCUGGAGUUCCACCACCGGUUCUCCGCGCGCGUGCGGCGGUGGGCGGACGCCCGCGGCCACGAGCUCCCCGGGGGCUGGCCGGCGCCCGGCGGCGCCGCCUACGUCGCCGCGCUCGCCGGCCACGACCGCCACCGCGCGCUGUCCGCCUCCGCCGCCGGAGGGGGCCGCCCGCCGCUCACCUUCUCCGAGGGCAACGCCACGCUGAAGGUCAGCAACCUCGGAUUCCUGCACUAUGCGCUGGUGACGGUGGGCACGCCGGGGCACACGUUCAUGGUGGCGCUGGACACCGGCAGCGACCUCUUCUGGCUCCCCUGCCAGUGCGACGGCUGCACGCCGCCGCCCUCUUCGGCCGCGUCCGCACCGGCUUCGUUUUACAUCCCUUCGUUGUCAUCAACAAGCCAAUCAGUUCCUUGCAAUAGUGACUUUUGUGGUCUUAGAAAAGAAUGCUCUACAACGUCUAGUUGUCCAUACAAGAUGGUGUAUGUCUCUGCAGACACAUCAUCUUCUGGAUUUCUUGUUGAGGAUGUGCUUUACCUAUCAACAGAGGAUACUCACCCUCAAUUUCUCAAGGCACAAAUAAUGUUUGGUUGCGGAGAGGUUCAGACGGGCUCAUUUCUGGAUGCUGCUGCUCCAAACGGUCUUUUUGGACUUGGGGUAGACAUGAUAUCAGUUCCUAGCAUUCUAGCUCAGAAAGGUCUGACAUCAAAUUCCUUCUCAAUGUGUUUUGGCCGUGAUGGUAUUGGGAGGAUCAGUUUUGGAGACCAAGGCAGCUCGGACCAAGAAGAGACACCACUUGACAUCAAUCAGAAACACCCCACAUAUGCUAUCACCAUCACUGGGAUUGUUGUCGGAAAUAACCUAAUGGAUUUGGAAGUUAGUACUAUUUUCGACACAGGGACGUCCUUCACAUACUUGGCAGACCCAGCAUAUACAUAUAUAACAGAUGGUUUCCAUAAUCAAGUUCAAGCAAAUCGCCAUGCCGCCGACUCAAGAAUUCCCUUCGAAUAUUGCUACGAUCUGAGCUCUAGCGAGGCAAGGAUUCAAACUCCUAGUAUAAGUCUUAGAACAGCAGGUGGAAGCCUGUUCCCUGCUAUUGAUCCAGGGCAGGUUAUCUCCAUUCAGCAACAUGAGUAUGUUUAUUGCUUGGCGAUUGUCAAGAGCACGAAACUAAAUAUAAUUGGACAAAACUUCAUGACCGGUGUCCGCGUUGUAUUCGACCGAGAGAGGAAGAUACUUGGCUGGAAGAAAUUCAACUGUUAUGACACUGAUAGCUCAAACCCUCUCUCCAUCAACUCACGGAAUUCUUCGCGUUCGACACCCGAGAACUACUCUCCCCAGGAGACGAAGAACCCAGCCGGUGCUUCCCAGUUGAGGCACGUCAGCAGUUCCCCUCCUGUGGUGUGGUGGCACAAUAAUAGCUUACUUUUGAUGAUGUUUGUGCUCCUCCAUUUGCUGAUCUUCUAAUUGGUGUUGGAGCGGCAUGGUUGUAAAUUAGUAUAUAUAGAUACACUAGAGACUGACUAGGUUAGCAUAGACAACGAGCACCACUUACAUGUCCUGUAAAUCGUCUAUUCUGUCUAGAUCAUCAAGAAAAUGUAACUGUAAUGCCGAUUUUUCAUGGCCCAGUCUGCGUUCAUUUUCUUUUGCCUUUUCGUCAGAACCAUCCCAGGUUCAGACUUCAGAGUGGAAUAAACAAGGACAUGAUUUACAUCUGUA
This is a messenger RNA of Aegilops tauschii subsp. strangulata, 1946 nucleotides long. RefSeq names its product aspartyl protease family protein 1. Gene Ontology annotation, molecular function: aspartic-type endopeptidase activity. The record is from RefSeq and is a predicted model, not a curated record. Gene Ontology annotation, biological process: proteolysis. NCBI's taxonomy places the organism in Eukaryota, Viridiplantae, Streptophyta, Magnoliopsida, Poales, Poaceae.